Molecule: messenger RNA, 1972 nt
Organism: Alnus glutinosa
Lineage: Eukaryota; Viridiplantae; Streptophyta; Magnoliopsida; Fagales; Betulaceae
Product: rhamnogalacturonan I rhamnosyltransferase 1-like
Exons: 9
Coding region: 192-1838 (548 amino acids)
Cellular component (GO): cytoplasm
Source: RefSeq, a predicted model, not a curated record
UAAAAGCAACUCGAACGGUUCUGAAUAUUGCUGGUGCCUUCUAUAAUCAGCUUUCUGGAUAUAUAUAUAUAUAAAUAUAUAUAAUAGCCGAAAUCUGGUCGGAGGCCGCCCAGGGCUUCACUUUAAUGUCUUCCUUCUGAUUAUAGCUAGACGCGCGCGCUGAUCGUAAAGCUCUAAAUCUUUCUCAUCGCAUGCUUUUCCUUCUCUUUAUUGUUUAUCAAGCUAUAAUAAAGAGACGUUUAGAAGUAGCAAGAAGGAAGGAACUUGUGGAGAUGGAUUACACAAAGGUUGAUCCUGAAGAGCCCAAGGUCCGAGAGGUGAAGGAGAAACCAUGCAAUAUUAUGGAGGGACAGCGUAGUGGAGAAGUCAAAUCGGAGAAUGUAAAGAGCUUGAUUAUGGAAGGAAUCAAAGCUGAAAAGCUCAAGAAUUGGAUCGUAGCUCGGUCCCAGUUAGCUCGACUGAACCUGUGGGUGGUUGGCGUUGUAACACUGUUGCUGCUGCGCGCCUGUGUGGUGCAGCUGGGAACGCUUAGCGAGACGACCAUCUCGCCGAGGUCGUUCAUGUCCCGGUCUUCUUUUCACGUUGACAUUCAGCUGCCUGAAAGAGUCUAUGAGAACAAUGGAUAUCUGAUGAUUUCCGCUAAUGGAGGAUUGAACCAAAUGCGAGCUGGUAUUUGUGACAUGGUUGCUGUGGCAAGAUAUUUGAAUGUUACGCUUAUAGUUCCUGAAUUGGAUAAAAAAUCCUUCUGGAAUGAUAGCAGUCAGUUCAAAGACAUAUUUGAUAUGAACCAUUUCAUUACAUCAUUGAGAGAUGAGGUUCAGAUAUUGAGUGAGCUGCCUAAAGAGCUGAAGAUAAUGGAGUACUUACCUUGCUUCCAUUCCAUGCCACCCAGUAGUUGGUCCAACACGUCUUAUUAUGACGCGGUUCUUCCAAUUAUAAAAAAGUACGGACUCUUGCACUUCACCAAGACUGAUACUAGGCUUGCAAAUAAUGGGAUUCCUGUAGAAGUCCAAAAGCUGCGGUGCCGAGUGAACUACGAAGCUCUGAGAUUCACUCCCCCAAUAGAGGAAGUAGGAAAAAAGAUUGUCAGGCUUCUAAGGCAAAAGGGCCCUUUCUUAGUUCUUCAUCUCAGAUAUGAAAUGGACAUGUUAGCAUUCUCUGGAUGCACCGAAGGUUGCAAUGACACAGAAAUUGAUGAAUUGACAAAAAUGAGAUAUUCCUACCCAUGGUGGAAGGAAAAGGUAAUAGACUCUGAAAAGAAAAGAAAAAACGGCGGCUGCCCUUUAACCCCCGAGGAAACCGCGCUUACAUUGAGGGCAUUGGAUAUUGAUCCUAGUAUCCAAAUUUACGUUGCUGCCGGAAAUAUAUAUGGUGGAGAGAGUAGAAUGGCUGUCCUGAGAGAAGCUUUUCCAAAUUUGUUGAAAAAGGAAACAUUGCUGACACCCUCAGACCUUAAACCCUUCCGGAAACAUUCAAACCUGAUGGCAGCGUUGGAUUACACUGUAGCAUUAGAAAGUGACAUUUUUGUGCCUACAUUCGGAGGAAACAUGGCAAGAGUUGUUGAAGGCCAUCGACGAUACUUGGGGUUCAAGACAACAAUUCGUCUAGACAGAUUGCUUCUAAUCAAUCUGAUAGAUCAGUACAAGAAUGGAACACUGAGCUGGAACGAAUUCUCUCAAGCAGUCAAGACAGGUCAUGCUGAUCGCAUGGGUGGGCCAACGCAAAGACUAGAAAUUCCUGGAAAACCCAAGGAAGAAGAUUAUUUCUAUACUAAUCCACAGGAGUGUUUGCCACCAAUUGUCAGAAAAUCAUCAAAGGGCACACGAUUCUCAUUAUGAAUUACGAUUAGGUCAGCUAUUGGAUUUAUGUCAUCCAAUCAAUGUAACUAAUAUACCCUUGAAAUCUAUUGUUUUAUGAUCAGAUCAUACGAGCGAUGCUUGCGCUCAUGAUAUAUACAUGUACAAAAGUUUAU